Magnolia sinica is the source of this 4155-nucleotide messenger RNA. RefSeq names its product probable LRR receptor-like serine/threonine-protein kinase At1g56140. The record is from RefSeq and is a predicted model, not a curated record. NCBI's taxonomy places the organism in Eukaryota, Viridiplantae, Streptophyta, Magnoliopsida, Magnoliales, Magnoliaceae. The transcript is spliced from 33 exons. The coding region runs from base 12 to 3989 and encodes 1325 amino acids. Gene Ontology annotation, molecular function: ATP binding; protein kinase activity; protein binding. Gene Ontology annotation, biological process: protein phosphorylation.
CUGAACCUGGAAUGAUGAAAAGGUCCAUUCCAAAAUCUCCAUCUCAUGCACUGCUUGCCGCUUGCUUCUGGUGCCUACACCUCUCUUGUUUGGUGGAGAGAUGCAAAGUUCAAGCUCAAACUAAUUUUACAACAGACCCAGAUGAAGCAAGCGCUCUUAAUGCCAUUUUCCAACGCUGGGGUCUUUCUGCACCUUCUAAUGAAUGGAACAUAAGUGGAAACCCAUGUAGUGGGACUGCCGUUGAUGCAUCAACAAUCAGCAAACCUGGGAUCAACUGUGAAUGCCCAUCCAACGGUGGAGGCACCUGCCACAUAACCGCAAUGGAUGUGUCAUUAACUGGCAUAGUGGGUUCCCUGCCAUCAUCUAUCGGCAGUUUUAAGCACCUGCGCUACCUGGAUAUAAGCGGCAAUAACUUCAAUGGUUCGCUCCCACCUGAAAUAGGGACUUUGCCAAGUCUGGAGCACUUGGAUACAAGGGGAGUUGGCUUCAAGGGUUUGCUCCCACCUGAGCUGGGGAAUCUGUCAAGGCUGCAACAACUGUAUAUAAGCGGCAAUGGCUUCAACGGUUUGCUCCCACCUGAGCUGGGGAAUUUGUCAAGUCUACAAGAACUGGAUUUGUCACGAAAUUACAUAACGGGUCCCUUGCCAGCUUCUAUCGGCAAUUUAAUGAACUUGAGUACCCUGGAUGUCUCAGAAAAUUACAUGACCGGUCCCUUGCCACCAUCUAUCGGCAAUUUAAAGCACCUGAGCUACCUGGAUAUAAGCUACAAUAAUUUCAAUGGUCCGCUCCCACCUGAGAUAGGGACUUUGCCAAGUCUGAAGCACUUGUAUAUAAGCUACAAUAGCUUCAACGGUUUGCUCCCACCUGAGCUGGGGAAUUUGUCAAGUCUGCAAGAACUGGAUGUGUCACAAAAUCACAUAACGGGUCCCUUGCCAGCAUCUAUCGGCAAUUUAAAGAACUUAAACUCCCUGGAUUUGUCACGAAAUUACAUAACGGGUCCCUUGCCAGCUUCUAUCGGCAAUUUAAUGAACUUGAGUACCCUGGAUGUGUCAAAUAAUUCCAUAACGGGUCCCUUGCCAGCAUCCAUCGGCAACAUAACCAGCAUGCUCUCCUUGGAUGUCUCAGAAAAUUACAUGACGGGUCCCUUGCCACCAUCUAUCGGCAAUUUAAAGCACCUGAGCUACCUCUCCGUUAGAAUGAAUGCCAUAUCAGGGAGCAUCCCCAAAGAGCUGGGAAACCUUUGGAAUCUAACCUACUUGGAUAUAAGCUCAAACAACUUCAAUGAUUCGCUCCCACCUGAGCUGGGGAAUUUGACAAAUCUGCAAGAACUAUACAUUGAUAGCUGCGGGCUAAGCGGCGAGAUUCCUUCAACAUUUGCGCACUUGAGAAACGUGGAUACCUUGUUGGCAUCUGAUAACAACUUCACAGGAAAAAUACCUGAUUUCAUUGGGAGUUGGGCUCUUACCGAUUUGAGUAUGCAAGGCAAUGCUUUCGAGGGUCCCAUACCAUCAAGUUUUUCUAAUUUGACCUCACUGGAAUAUUUCAGAUUCAGAAAGCUACACAAUCCGAACCCCAUAUCGCCACCUUCUACUUCAUCCCCAAACCUGAACCCCCUUCUACCCAUCUCUGAACCUGCACACAACCUAACCAUCAACCAACUACCCAAGCCACCUCCACAACAACCCAUCCUGGAAACCCCUCCCAUCUGCGUCCCACCCUGGAUCCCCAACUCUAGGAGGAGAGACAUGGCCCAUGCUCUGAUAGGCAUCGCAGCCUACCCGACCCUCUCAGUAUCCACCCUCGUAGACUCUUUGCGAGCCUCUCCAUUCAGCGCAUCAGGGGCUGAAGUAGCCAGAGUAUCAGACCAAUCAUUUCUCAUCUCCUUCCACACCAGGGCAGAGGCAAUCACGGAUUUAAGCUUUAACAAUUUAAGUGGCCAAAUUCCAGAUUCUCUCUUCAAUAUGAACUCACUUGCAUACCUGUUUCUUGGAAACAACAGCUUAUCCGGUACACUACCAUCCCAAAAAAGCAAUACACUCCUUAAUUUAGAUUUAUCAUACAAUCAAUUAUCAGGAAGAUUUCCAUCGUGGGUUUCAGACGGAGGUUUAAACUUGAACUUGGUGGCUAAUAAUUUCGUAUUGGAUAGUUCUAACAACAGUGAUUUGCCUUUAAGCUUGAAUUGUCUUCAGCGAAGCUCUUCAUGCUAUCGAAACUCUCAAUACCAGUCUUCAUUCGCGAUCAGGUGCGGUGGACCCUCGAUGAAAAUUAACGACACAGAGUAUGAGAGGGAUACUGAAUCUCUGGGCCCAGUAUCCUAUAAGGUGGCCGUUAAAGAGAAGUGGGCCGUCAGCAAUGUAGGAAUAUUUGCUUCAAGCAGCAACAGCGAAUAUAACAAGUACACUGAUCAGGGUGUAUUUCGAAAUACAACAGACUCGAAGCUAUUCCAAUACACACGGCUAUCACCAGGAUCGCUGAGAUAUUAUGGCAUCGGGCUUGAAAACGGUAACUACACUGUAAAUCUGAAAUUUGCAGAGACGGAGUUUCCAGAUACAAAAACCUGGCAGAGCGUUGGAAAACGCGUUUUCGAUAUUUAUAUUCAGGGCAAUCUGGCAUGGAAAGACUUCGAUAUAAAAAAAGAAGCUGGUAUUGCCUUCAAAGGCAUUGAGAAGAAACAGUGGGUUAUGGUAAAUCAAAAUAUUCUUGAAAUUCAUCUCCUUUGGGCUGGAAAGGGGACUUGCUGUAUACCUUCCCCAGGCACUUACGGACCCGCCAUCUCAGCCAUCCAUGUUACUCCUAAUUUUGAAACGGCUAUCAAGACUCGACAAAAGAAGAAUAAGACUGCUUUGGCUGUUAAAAUUUUGGCUCCUGUUGUGUUGACCAUUGUAUCUGUUAUUGUAUUUUUUAUUUGGAAAAGGAGUAAAAGGUUGAGUGUCGAUGAAGAUGAAGAGUUUUUAAGAAUGGGUCCCAGACCAAUCACUUUCAGUUACAGAGAACUGAAGACCGCCACCAAAGACUUCAGUCCGGCAAAUAAGCUGGGACAGGGAGGAUUUGGGCCCGUUUUUAAGGGCACAUUACUCGAUGGGCGGAUGGUGGCUGUAAAGCGACUCUCGGUAACAUCUCGGCAAGGAAAGAGUCAGUUUCUAGCAGAGAUUGCCGCUAUAUCUGCCGUCCAACAUCGAAACCUGGUGAAAUUGUACGGAUGCUGCAUCAAGGGAGCUAAUCGGCUCCUUGUUUAUGAGUAUCUAGAAAACAAGAGCCUGGAUCAAGCACUCAUCGGAGAGAGUAAGUUGCAUCUGGAUUGGCAUACACGCUUCAAGAUAUGCUUGGGGACAGCAAGAGGUCUCGCUUACCUCCACGAGGAAUCCAGGCCCCGCAUUGUUCAUAGGGAUGUCAAAGCCAGUAAUAUUCUGCUUGAUGCUAAUCUCAAUCCAAAGAUAUCAGAUUUUGGUUUGGCCAAGCUCUACGAUGACAAGAUGUCCCACAUCACUACCCGUGUUGCAGGGACAUUCGGCUACAUCGCACCAGAGUACGCCAUGCGUGGGCAUCUGACGGAGAAGGCUGAUAUAUUUGGAUUCGGAGUCGUUGCUCUGGAGAUUGUAAGCGGAAGGCCAAACCCAUGUGAGAACGUGUAUCCAGAGAAUAUGUAUCUCGUCGAAUGGGCUUGGCAUCUCCAUGAAAACAACCGCGCAUUGGAACUGGUUGAUCCAACACUAUCCAACUUCGAUGCAGAAGAGGCAGCUCGGAUGAUCGGCAUUGGUCUUCUAUGUAUCCAGGCAUCACCAUCACUACGGCCGCCCAUGUCACGGGUGGUGGCCAUGCUGCAGGGAGACAUUGAAGUGAGCACCGUCACGUCAAAGCCAGGCUACUUAACUGAUUUGCCCCCCAAUUAUACAAUCAGCUUCAUGAGUGACGGCACUUUGACAGCAUCGACAAGUGUAACUUCCACCAGCCAAAAGUUAUCACCCGGUAAUGAAAGCAUCUCACCCUGAGAACCUUUGAGCUGAUGCUGCUCGAGGUCGACCGCAUCCCAUCUCUCCAUAUAUGCAUUAAUAUAUAUGUGCAUGCGUAUAAGAUAACAUAUUUAGACGCCAGGCGGUUUGGUUGUUGGUAUUUGAUACAUGCUUUGCAUUUAUUUAAGUCACGUUUGGAUGAUAA